GCCUAGUUAUCUGACUGUUUCUAGGGGCGUUCAAAGCCAGGACGACACUAUAAAGCUGUGCCAGUGUUGGAGAAACAGUAGAGACAGAGCCACAGCCAUGGACACCAUCACACAUCAACAGAACAAUAUCCCAGCACUACCAAAUUCCAAGUCUAGGCGGAACAUCGACCACUUCACAGAUGUGCAUGAUCUGCCUUGCAUUGAGAAGAUUGUGCGCUCAGUGGAGGAUACUCCUAAUCCCAUCAGCACCGUUAUCACUGGAAAAAUCCCAGAAUGGAUCAACGGACGCUUCUUGAGAAAUGGGCCUGGGAAGUUUGAGAUCGGAAACCAUAAGUUCAACCACUGGUUUGAUGGUAUGGCUCUCCUGCACCAGUUCAAAAUCUCCAACGGACAGGUGACUUACAAAAGCCGCUUCCUGUCCAGUGACAGUUACAAAGCCAACAAGGAGCACAACCGCAUCACAGUGUCAGAGUUUGGCACUGUCAACAUGCCAGACCCCUGUAAAAACUUAUUCCAGCGCUUCCUGUCAAGAUUUGAAUUUCCAAAGACCACAGAUAAUGCCAAUGUGAGCUUUGUGACAUACAAAGGUGAUUAUUAUGUCAGCACUGAAACCAAUGUCAUGCACAAGGUGGACCCUGAGACACUAGAGACGACUAAAAAGGUGGACUGGAGCAAAUUCAUUGCUGUGAACGGAGCGACUGCACACCCCCACAUGGAGCCUGAUGGAACAACCUACAACAUGGGGAAUUCAUACACCUCUAAAGGCACGACCUAUAACAUCAUCCGAGUGCCGCCGACCAAGAAAACAGCCGAGGAAACCCUGGAGGGAGCCACAGUGCUGUGCUCUAUUCCCUCAGUGGACAAGAGCAAACCAUCCUACUACCACAGCUUUGCAAUGUCAGAGAACUAUGUGGUGUUUAUUGAGCAGCCUAUCAAGAUGGACCUGUUAAAGAUUGUGACAGGCAAGCUGAGAGGGAAAAGCAUCAGUGAUGGACUUUUCUGGGACCCGAAACGCGACACCAUCUUCCACCUGAUUCACAAACAUACAGGAAAGUUAAGCUCCAUCGAGUACCUUGCCAAGCCGCUGUUAACUCUGCACCAGAUUAACGCGUACGAGGAGGACGGCUUCUUGAUCCUAGAUAUGUGUGCUUCAGAUGAUGGCAAGGCAAUUAUUAACUACAACAUUCAAAACCUGCGCAAGUCUGGAGAAGAUCUUGAUGAGGUGUAUAACACCAUGUGUAGAAACUUCCCACGGCGUUUUGUUCUACCUCUCAAUGUGGACGAUGAUACCCCCUGCAACCAGAACUUGAACCGGCCCAACACCGCAGCCACUUCGAUAAAAAUUGGCAAGAAGAAGGUCUUCUGUACCCAUGAGGACCUCCACGGAGAGGAUCUUCAUCAAUAUGGAGGUCUAGAGUUCCCCCAGAUCCACUAUGACAAGUACAACACCCACCCCUACCGAUACUUCUAUGGCUGCGGCUUCAGACAUCUUGUAGGAGACUCGCUGAUCAAGAUGGACCUCCAUGGGAAACACAUGAAGGUGUGGGAACAACCUGGUUUUUAUCCGUCCGAACCGGUCUUUGUACCCUCCCCUAAUGCCACGGAGGAGGACGAUGGUGUCGUCAUGUCUGUGGUCAUCACUCCCAAUAAGGACAAGAGUACAUUCCUGCUGGUUUUAGAUGCCAAAACGUUCGAGGAGCUGGGCAGGGCUGCGGUGCCCGUCAACAUCCCCUACGGUUUCCACGGGACAUUCAAUGCCACGCCAUAAACUAUCUAAAUAUUGACAUUUUGGUUGUCUCAACGCACACAAGGUCACUACACAAAUAUCAAUGUGCUGUAUAGUUUGCUUGUUAGAAAAAGAAGAAAAAGAUCCCUACUCAUAAUUAAAGGUGCACUAUGAGUCCCUGCAUGGUUUCAGCGCAAUUUCCUUUUUGUCUCAAAUUGUACUGCAUCUCUCCUUGAUCCACUAGCUGCCCGCCCCCUGAAUACACUGUGAAAAAGCAAGGUCUUGGGAGACAACACAGGGAUUGUAAAUGUCAAACAAACACUAGAGGGACAGACUGUGCACCAAAAUACCACAAACCACGUGCCAGCCUAUUACCGACAAGAUGGUUGGGGUUGGGGGUUAGUUUGCAUGCACAUAAUGGAGCAGAGUUGAUUGAGUAGCAUGAGUUGUAUAAAUGUGGUUUGUUGUAUUUUGGUGCAC
Molecule: messenger RNA, 2206 nt
Organism: Etheostoma spectabile (orangethroat darter)
Lineage: Eukaryota; Metazoa; Chordata; Actinopteri; Perciformes; Percidae
Gene: bco2b
Product: beta-carotene oxygenase 2b
Exons: 12
Coding region: 98-1768 (556 amino acids)
Biological process (GO): carotene catabolic process; retinal metabolic process
Cellular component (GO): mitochondrion
Molecular function (GO): beta-carotene 15,15'-dioxygenase activity; carotenoid dioxygenase activity
Source: RefSeq, a predicted model, not a curated record